Molossus molossus (Pallas's mastiff bat) is the source of this 900-nucleotide messenger RNA. It is a transcript of the gene CIMIP2B, whose product is annotated as family with sequence similarity 166 member B. The record is from RefSeq and is a predicted model, not a curated record. NCBI's taxonomy places the organism in Eukaryota, Metazoa, Chordata, Mammalia, Chiroptera, Molossidae. Bases 1 to 840 code for a protein of 279 amino acids. The transcript is spliced from 6 exons.
AUGGCUAUGGCCAGCACCUUCAUACCGGGGCUGAACCCUCAGAAUCCUCAUUAUAUCCCAGGGUACACUGGACACUGCCCACUACUUCGGUUCAGCAUGGGCCAGACCUAUGGGCAGAUGACCGGUCAGCUACUCCGAGGAGCUCCUGGCCUAGCCUGGCCCCCGGUGCGUCGCAUACUUCUGCCUCCCAUUCGGCCUCCAAGAUCUCCCGAGAUUCCUAGGGGAAGCCUGCCUGUCAGGCGUGGGCACAAAAGGCUCAGUUCCAGCAUGAUCCCUGGGUACACAGGUUUUGUCCCCCAGGCACAGUUCAUCUUUGCCAAGAACUGCAGCCAAGUCUGGACUGAGGCUCUGAACAAUUUUACUCAGUGGCAUGGGGAACAAGGGAGUCAGAAGCUGCCAAAGGAGGUCAAGGGAGAAGACCUGGAGAAAGACCACCAAGAGCCAAAGCCGGAGCCAGAGCUGGAGGCGGAGGAGCCAGAGCUGGGGCAGGAGGUAGGACAAGCUUCACCCUAUUCAAUGGACGACAGAGAUCCUCACAAGUUCUUCAUGUCAGGUUUCACUGGUUAUGUGCCCCGUGCUCGCUUCCUCUUCGGCUCCAGCUUUCCUGUGCUCACCAACCGGGCACUGCAGGAAUUUGGACAGAUGUACUCACAGGGCAAAGCCCAGAAGGGUCUCGACCAUCUCCCCCCACUUUCAAGGACCUACCCUCAGAACCUGGGCCUUUUACCUAACUAUGGGGGCUAUGUACCAGGGUAUAAGUUCCAGUUUGGCCACACAUAUGGGCAUCUCACCCAUGAUGCUCUGGGCCUCAGCACCUUCCAGAAGCAGCUUGUGGCAUAGGUACCUGGAUUUCAAGUUCUCGCUUCUUUUUUCAUCUAUCCCAGCCAUCCUUUAGGAAGA